Molecule: messenger RNA, 495 nt
Organism: Symbiodinium pilosum
Lineage: Eukaryota; Dinophyceae; Suessiales; Symbiodiniaceae
Source: the annotation of a GenBank genome assembly
AUGCUGCUGUUGUUUAAUGUCAGUGCGGUUCGCAAGCUUAGUAAGGGCGACUCUCUGGAAAUGGAAUUCAGCGCCCAGGGCAGCAGCCGCAUCUACCUUACCAUCGUGCCCGAGCCAGAGGACCCCGACGCGGAGGCCAUGCAGCAGGUCGUCCAUAAGGCCGCUGAAUUGACUGGUUGGAGUGAGGAGGAGCAGGCGGCAGUUGCUCAGAAGCUCCAUGCUGCAGACAUCUGCACGCCCCACGCUUUCUUGACAAUCAUCCUCUCCGGCAACAUCAAUGCCAAGCUGCCCAAGAACAGGGGCUUUGGAAAACGGAGCCUGAGACAUCUCCAGCGGGUGGCAGAAGAGCUGUCAGAGUUGGAGGGCAUCGUGGCAGAGGUUGCCAAGCAUUCGGGAUGGUCGUCGGAGGAUCAGACGAAGGUGGUUCGGAAGUUCGUGAUGGCUGGCCUUUGCUCCUGCGAGGAGUUGGCCGACGCACUCCUGGACACAGCUUGA